GCCUCAAAAAGUCUGCGGCUUUCCGGCGUGCGCUCUUGGUGACUUACUCGACCUCCUCAAGCACCACAGUGCCGUCCUCACUGCAAGAUCUUAAUACGCAGCUUUGCUUUUGCCUGUCGUUCGGUUUCUUGCGCAGAAGCUCGAGCCAAAAACACCAUAUCCUGGGUCAAUCCCUAUUGUGCUACCACCGAUUGCCUUAGCAACUGCGUCUGGGAGCUUUGAUUCAGCGAUGGCUUCUACAACCACGAUACCCUACGAGCCUCAAAAGGCUAAACCUUCUUUUGCCAAGGUUGCUGCUUCUUCGUACAAGCCCCAUACUCCCAAAGAAAAUAUCCCCAUGACCACAGCACCUGUAGUUGCGAGCUCACCACCAAUCGUCUCCUCACAGACACCCGCAAAUGCUUCCCCAGAUAGCGCAAACCCUCCCAUAACGCGCACAGAGAAGGAACAAGUCAAUACCAUUGCGAACAAAUCUGCUGGCGUUGUGUCCCGUAAUGGGCACUGGGAAAAAGGGCCUAAGCAACAAGGCCCCUCACAACCAGGCUCCAAGGACGAUGAAGUGGAAAAACCACGUGCGCCUAUCAUUGUAGGCAAGUCGCUCGCUACGGAAGACAAUUCUACCCAAUUGUCAUCGUCUGAUGGCUCGGCGAAACCUUCAAGCCUUGAUGGCAAGAGCGUUGCAUCCACUACUACAUUUGCCAUGGACGAGAAGGAAUCCCUACGUCCCGACGACAGUGCCAGUCUUAGAGCAGUUGAGGAAGAGGACAUCACAUCCCCUCCCGACUCGGUAGCUGCUGGUUCGCGCGUUGGGUCCGAUAGUGGUGUUGCUCGAGCGUUCCGGGACCAGCUGCACGAAAUUGCAGUAAUGGGACCAUUGCCACAGCGAGGUGCUCCCCCAGGACGCUUUCCGAACUUGAAUGCGAACGGCACACACAGCCUUUAUGAUCCUACCCAAUCCCAGAAUGGUGGAAAUAGACCAAUUUCUCAGCCGCUAGGCAAUGGUAUGCCCAAUGUUGCAGGAACACACAGCGUGCAAGCAACACCGGAUGAGAAGCUGAUCGAAGCCCUCGAAUCCCCGAGAGACCGACUCUUCGUCCUCAAGCUCGAGCAAGAUUUUAUUGACUUUGUCAAGGACUCUCGUGAAAACGAGUUGUCCUUACCCAACUGUAACACGUUUUAUAGGAUGCUUGCACACCGACUGGCAGAUUAUUAUCUACUUGGCCAUGUAGUCGACAACACCAUGACUGGCGUGAAAAUUACAAGGACUCCAUAUUGUCGGAUACCCCCUCCACUUUCAGGACUCCCUGUCUCUUCUAAGAAUACGAGUACUCCUCCAGUAGACCUCCCAGCACGCAAGAUCAUGCGCCGCGAGGAUGGCGCGAAAUCUGGUACCAAUACCACUGCAAACUCGGAGGGUCCUUCGAAGACCACAUCCGAAGUCGGCGGAGGUAGCGGCAGUGAAGGCGAUAACAACGAGGCGAACGGCACAGAAAGUAAAGACAAAUCAACCAUGACGAGAGAGGAGCGCGAAGCUAGAUAUCGAGAAGCACGAGAGCGUAUCUUUGGAAGCGUCGAAAACGCGGAGAGCGACGCGAAUGACGCAGCAAGUGGCGAAGAAAAGGAUGCUUCAAGGUCGAGUUCGGCUUCUGGAAAGAAGAAGAGCAAGAAGCAACGCAGUUACGACGAUGAUUUCGAGGCACGCUCACGGUACAAUGCCUAUUAUCCUCCGUACCAAGUCUCCGGUUUUGAGAACGACCAGAGCAUGUACUAUCCUGGGUAUCCAGGAGGGAUGCAAAAUCAGCAAUAUAAUGGCAUGAACGCGGCUACCUCACCCCCUCCCAACUUCAACUCUGGGUACCCGGUCAUGGUACCACAAGAGGCACAAAAUUCCUAUGGCUGGCAAGGCCAACAAUACCCACAGGCAAACGGGCCAAUGAACUACUCUAAUUAUGGCUCCAACCAGAACGUCUACGACCUAUCAAAUGACUUUCAACGCGGUAUGCAAUCGUUUCAAUCGGCUGGCAUGCCUUCUCAGGUAACUCCGAAAAUGUCAACCGCCCCCAUGGCACCCUACCAAGAUAAUUUCCAGCAAGCGAUGCCUAUGAAUCCAGGAUGGACCCAGCCCAACCAGCAGCCUACCUACCAGAUGAGCCAAGCGCCUUUCACUCCAAAUGGACCUUCUGGAAACCGCCCUCUGUCGGCUCCGAUGCAGGGGCAUCCUAAUCAUUAUGCCUAUGGGCAAUAUCCUCCGUCAGCAUACAAUGGCAAGCCGAAUAGAAAUCAACACCCCCUUCCGGGCAGUUUCAAUCGUCAACAGUUCAAUCCCCAGAGUCAAGCAUUCAUCCCUGGUGGCAGGUCCGUUCCCUAUCAAAUGCAGCAAAACAUGCCCGGCAUGAUGAAUCAGGGAAUGAACAAUUUUGGGAAUUAUCAAAUGCCCCCUGCCAACCAGAUGCCAGGACCAAUGUCAGGGCCAAGCCCUCCCUCUGUUCACCAACAGGCUUUCGGCUCCCCUAUGAGUACACACAACAUCGUCCCCGCGCCUAUGAACAACAGCUCAGGAGCCGGGCAAGCACCCUACAUGGUCAACUCCCAGAAUGCAAUGAUGGCCACGCCGACCUUCUCACAACCCACGCUGGCUCAAGUCCCGACUCAAAGCAGUAUCGCUAAGUGGGGUACGCCUUCUCACUUGCCGCCAAAACCACCAGCUCCGGCUCAACCACAGCCUCCUAAGUUCAAUCUUCCAGGACAAAGUGCAUUUCCAACAGGUCCACGACUUCCCACUAACAUCUAAUCUGGCGGCUCGAGUUCCCAUGGAUCCUCUACCGCGAGUGGAAUCAGGUGCUGGUCUGCCUCCUUAAAAAAAACUACCUAAUGGCUUUAUGACUUCUAGACACCAGUCAGCGGCUGGUUGCAUUGCGUCGGUGCUUCUUCUU
Aaosphaeria arxii CBS 175.79 is the source of this 2933-nucleotide messenger RNA. RefSeq lists its product as uncharacterized. Gene Ontology annotation, molecular function: nucleic acid binding. Bases 230 to 2791 code for a protein of 853 amino acids. Gene Ontology annotation, biological process: galactose metabolic process. The transcript is spliced from 4 exons. The record is from RefSeq and is a predicted model, not a curated record. NCBI's taxonomy places the organism in Eukaryota, Fungi, Ascomycota, Dothideomycetes, Pleosporales.